This is a messenger RNA of Fonsecaea nubica, 1107 nucleotides long. RefSeq lists its product as hypothetical. Gene Ontology annotation, cellular component: cytosol. The transcript has a single exon. Gene Ontology annotation, molecular function: tRNA binding; sulfurtransferase activity. The record is from RefSeq and is a predicted model, not a curated record. The coding region runs from base 1 to 1107 and encodes 368 amino acids. Gene Ontology annotation, biological process: tRNA wobble position uridine thiolation. NCBI's taxonomy places the organism in Eukaryota, Fungi, Ascomycota, Eurotiomycetes, Chaetothyriales, Herpotrichiellaceae.
AUGACCACAGACAUUCAGGGCGAUGUUUGUGUCGACUGUCAAGAGCGUCCCGCCAGCCUGGAUAUCAGACACCGGCGCCUAUGUGCUACAUGUUUCAUCCGAUAUGUAAACUCCAAAAUCCUCAAACGAAUGGAGUCGUAUCGCUUCAAAAAUCUUGCGGGAGAUCAAAAGCGCCGGCUCUUUCUCCCAAUCUCUGGCGGCGUCUCUUCUCUUGUUCUGUUACAAGUGCUUGAUGCUCAACUGCGCAAGCAAAUGGAGAAUCGCAGUCGAACUGCUUACGACCUCAUCAUCGCUCGGGUCGUACUGCCUGACAUCGAGACUCGGGCUGAGGUCGAGGAGCACUAUCAGGCAGUCCGCAGCAGGUUUCCUUUGCACGACUUUCUCCCACUCUUCUAUCUCCAUGAUGUCUUCCGCUUGGACGAGAAAAUUGACCGAUCCCUCACGCAUCUCGGGAUUGAUCGUCACGAAGGCGAAGAAAAUGAGACGUUUUUGCACCGCGUGCUCUCCUCUUCUACAUCCGUGACCGCACGAGCAGACUUGAUAUCAAUCCUUCUCCGGAGACUACUGGUCUCAAUUGCCAAACAACAAAGCUGCGAGGCUGUGCUGUGGGGCCAUUCAGAUAGUCGUUUGGCAGCGCUGGCACUGGCAGAUGUUGCUAAAGGUAGAGGUGGGUCAGUCUCCUCAACCAUUGCCGACGGACCGUCCGUGUAUGGGGUCAAUUUUAACUAUCCCUCGCGUGACCUGUUCAAGGUUGAGCUUCAGACUUAUUCACAAGUCUUGUCAAACCCUUUGGUGGUAGAGUCGAUGGAUGAAAUGACAGAUCGUCAACCUUCAACCAUUCGCAAUACCUCGAUUGACGACCUCCUCAGCAACUACAUCAUCGGUCAGGGAGUAAAAUACCCUGGUAUAAUGGCAAACGUGGUGCGAACAGCGAGUAAACUCCAAGUUAAGACCGCUAACCACGAGACAAACACUUGCCCAGUUUGCGGAAUGCCGGCAAUAACAGAUCACGAGAGCUCAUUGGGAAAUACUGUUCUUUGCUACGGAUGUGCGAGGGUGAAGCAGGAUAUUAAACCUCAAGAUUCCCCCGGACAUGGAGGCUCGUGA